Messenger RNA from Phoenix dactylifera (date palm), 1466 nucleotides. NCBI's taxonomy places the organism in Eukaryota, Viridiplantae, Streptophyta, Magnoliopsida, Arecales, Arecaceae. The record is from RefSeq and is a predicted model, not a curated record.
CAACAUUAAAUUCAUCCACUAGUUUCCCAUAUAACCCACACUUCUUCUCCUUUUGUUGGGAACUUGGAAUCGAUGCUUUUAGAAGGUGACAGUGUGUUGUCCUUGCCUGGUGAUAGAGUAUUAUUCGAGGAUUAAUUGCCACCGGUAACGGGUUUGUGUUUGCCGAGAUUUCUAGGACGACUAUGAAGUUGUGAAUGCAAGGGUUUAAUGCUAUGUGAUUCUUCCUCACCUCCAUCGCUAAGACGGUUUGAAAAGAGCAUAGCUCUCUUGGGACAAUAGUCGAACAGAUGGAAUACAAAGUGAAAGCCCUGGACCGUAUCGGCACAAAGUCUAUCUCAAUGUCCUUGGAGUUGCUAGGGCUAUUGCGCAAAGGUCCAAUGAGGUUUCCUGUCUAUCAUGAGCACGAGUAACUGCAAAGGGCAGUUACACCAAUCUCGAAGAGCUUCCAAAGUUUUGGCCUACUAUGGCAUUACAACCCCUCCAUAUAAACUAGAUGCUUUGGAACCAUACAUGAGCCAGAGGACUCUGGAAUUACACUGGGGAAAACAUCAUAGAGACUAUGUGGAUAGUUUGAAUAAGCAGCUUGUGAAAAGCCCAUUAUAUGGCCACACCAUGGAGGAAUUGAUUAAAGUGACAUACAACAAUGGCAACCCGUUACCAGAAUUCAACAAUGCUGCUCAGGUCUGGAACCAUGACUUUUUCUGGGAGUCAAUGCAAUCAGGUGGUGGAAAAUUGCCUCAGGGAGGUGUGCUUCAGCAAAUUGAAAAGGAUUUUGACUCAUACUCUAAUUUUAGAGAUACGUUUGUAGAGUCAGCCAUGGCGCUAUUUGGAUCUGGUUGGGUGUGGCUUGUCUUGAGAACGGAAGAAAAAAAGCUUUCUGUUGUUAGAACAUCAAAUGCCAUUUGUCCGCUUGUAUGGGGUGAUAUUCCAAUCAUCGCUCUGGAUAUGUGGGAGCAUGCAUACUACCUAGACUACAAGGAUGACAGAGAAAAAUACAUAAAUACUUUCAUGGACAAUCUUGUGUCCUGGCAUGCAGCUACAGUACGCAUGCUUCGUGCUGAGGCUUUUGUAAAUCUCGGGGAGCCCAAGAUUCCAGUUGCAUGAGAUGUUUAACUAUCUACUUCUUUGAAAAUUUUUCUUCAACAGGUGAGGAUGAAAAUAUUUGGGCCAUUCGUUGGCCUAUCGAGUAUUCUCAUGAAGACACGUCGAGCUUUUGGUAGAAAAUAAACUGAAGGUCGUAUGUAAAGUAUGGAGAAAGUGCACCGGCUCCCAUGCCACCUAGACUUCCAGAAAUGCAUUGAUUCCUGUAUGUUUCCUCAGGUUUCAGUGUAUAGUUUCCUCUUCGAUGUUAUUCAUUUGUUGAUUGCGGAACUCAGGCAUGUUGUAUAUGUAUCAAUGAUCUUUCAAGGAUUCAAGGUUUAAGAAUGCUUCUUGUGAGACUCAUAUAACAUGUUUUGUUUUGAUAA